This is a messenger RNA of Cetraspora pellucida, 2031 nucleotides long. The record is from the annotation of a GenBank genome assembly. Lineage: Eukaryota; Fungi; Glomeromycota; Glomeromycetes; Diversisporales; Gigasporaceae.
AUGAAAAAAGGUGAAAUAGUUGAAACUGGACGUCAUGAUGAAUUAAUUGCUAAACAAGGUGUAUACUUUGGUCUUGUCCAAGCCCAAGAAUUAGAAACUAAAAAAUCUGAAAAAAAAGUUGAAGAAGAGGAGGAGGAAGAACUUGAUUCAAGUCCUAGAUUUCAGGAUGAUACUACUGUUUUAAUAGAUGAAAAGAAGAAUAAAUCACAUUUAAGAAAUUCUAAAGAAUCAAUUAUUAAACCCAUAAAAACUGAUGAUGAAAUUAUAAAAGAAGAAAUGGAGAAAAAAUUAUUACAAAAAAUGCCUUUAUCAAGAAUAUUUAAAAUGUGUAAACCUGAGUAUGGAUUAAUGUUUAUUGGUUGUAUUGGCGCUGGAAUUAAUGGUUCUGUUGUACCUUUAUUUAGCUUGAUAUUUGCUUCAAUUCUGCAGGUUUUUUCACGGACUGAUCAACCUGAUGAACUUCGACGAUCGUCAAAUUUAUGGUCUUUAUGUUUUGCAAUUUUGGCUGUUGUCUCUUUAUUUGCAAGUUUUGCUCAAUUAGGAAUGUUCAUGUUAUCUGGUGAACGUCUAACAAAACGUCUUCGAAAAUUAACUUUUGAAGCAUUAUUAAAACAAGAAGCUUCAUACUUUGAUGAUGAAAAAAAUGGGACUGGUGUGUUAACUUCAAAAUUGGCUGUAGACGCAACAAAAGUUGAAGGGUUAAGUGGUGGUCUAAUGGGAGUUAUUAUACAGACUGGUUUUAAUAUAGUAGUGGGAUUUGGACUUGCCUUUGUUGUCGGUUGGAAGCUAGCUUUAGUAAUUAUUGCUACUUCACCAGCUGUUGUAAUUGUUGGCUUUUUAGAAAUGAGAUCGGUGGCUGGUGUUGGUUCUAAGACACGUGCAGCAUAUGAAGGUACUGGCAAAAUAGUUCAACAAAGUGUUUCCAAUAUGCAAACAAUUGCAGCAUUAACUAGAGAAGAAACCUUUAAAAAAUUAUAUCAAAAUGCAUUAAGAGUGCCACACAAAAUCGCAAUUAAAGGAAGUUUAUUAUCAUCAUUUGGUGUUGGUACAUCUCAAGGGAUUUUAUACUUUAUUUGGGCUCUAUCAUUUUGGUAUGGUUCUCGAUUAAUCAAAUCUGGUGAAUAUGAUUUAAAACAAAUGCUUCGUGUUAUGUUUGCCGUUGUGUUUACUGCUAUCGAUGCCGCAAAAGCAAAAGUCGCAGCUCUCUCAAUCUUUGAAAUUUUAGAUAGAAAAUCUCUUAUAGAUCCUACAGAUAACGAAGGAAAAGAACGUCCUACACCAAUAUUAGGAGAUUCUUCAUUCAAAUCUGUUUGUUUCAAUUAUCCUGCUCGCCCUAAUGUAUCAAUACUUCGAGGCUUAGACUUGUCAAUAUAUUCUGGAAAAACUAUUGCACUUGUUGGAUCAUCGGGUUCAGGGAAAUCAACAGUUGUUUCGUUAUUACAAAGAUUUUAUGAUGUAAAUUCUGGAGAAAUUGAAGUUGAAGGCGUUAAUGUAAAGCAAUGGAAUUUAGAAUAUUUAAGAUCGAAUAUGGCAUUGGUUGGACAAGAACCUGUGUUAUUUGAUUUGACUAUUGAAGAGAAUAUUGCAUAUGGAAAAGAAGGUUGUACUAGAGAAGAAAUUGAAAUUGCUGCGAAAGAAGCAAAUAUUCAUAAUUUUAUUACUUCUUUACCGGAUGGGUAUAAUACACGUGUUGGUGAAAAAGGAACACAACUUAGUGGUGGUCAAAAACAGAGAGUUGCAAUAGCACGAGCUUUAAUUCGUUCUCCGAAAAUUUUAUUACUUGAUGAAGCAACUUCAGCACUAGACUCUGAAUCUGAAAAGGUUGUACAGAAUGCGUUGAAUAAAGCCAGUAAAGGCCGUACAACACUUGCGAUAGCUCAUCGAUUAUCAACAAUUCAAAAUGCUGAUUUAAUCCUGGUUUGUAAAAAAGGUAAAAUUGUUGAAUCCGGUAAACAUUUUGAUUUAAUAAAUCAAAAAGGAUUAUAUUAUGAAUUGGUUACCAAACAAACUUUAAUAACGAAAAAAAAUUAA